GGCGGGUUGUUGCCGCGGUAACGGCGCGGCAGCGGCGGCGAUGGAGGGCGGCGGGCGGCCCUCGGUCGCGCAGGCCGCACUGCUGGCCGCCAGCACCGCCCUCACCGCCCUGGUCUACUCCGUCUACCGGCAGAAGACCCGUGUCGCCCGCGGCCUCGAGGGCGCCAGGAGGGUCCGGCUGGAUGGGGACCUGCGGGCGGUGCUGCUGGAGGCGCCGGGGCGCUGCGUUCCCUACGCGGUCAUCGAAGGCGUAGUGCGGUCCGUUAAGGAGACGCUGAGCAGCCAGUUUGUGGAGAACUGCAAGGGCGUCAUUCAGAGGCUGACGCUGCAGGAGCAUAAGAUGGUGUGGAACCGAACCACCCACCUCUGGAACGACUACGAGAAGAUCAUCCACCAGAGAACCAACACCACCCCCUUCGACCUGGUCCCUCUGGAGGAAGGUGCCGGUGUCACCGUCAGGGUGAUGAAGCCGCUGGAUGCCGCCGAGCUCAGCCUGGAGACAGUGUACGAAAAGUUUCACCCCUCCGUCCAGUCCUUCACUGACGUCAUCGGCCAUUACAUCAGCGGAGAGCGCCCGAAGGGAAUCCAGGAGACGGAGCAGAUGCUGAAGGUGGGCACGGCGCUGACGGGGGUGGGAGAGCUCGUCCUGGAUAACACCACGAUCAAGCUGCAGCCCCCGAAGCAGGGCCUGCCCUACUACCUCAGCGGCGUGGAUUUCGACUCCUUGCUGCAGAAACAAGAAUCGAACGUCCGGUUCUGGAAAAUCCUGACCGUCGUUUUCGGUUUUGCCACCUGCGCCGUCCUCUUCUUCAUCCUACGGAAGCAGUACCAGCAUCACCGAGAGAGGCGGCACCUCAAACAAAUGCAGGAUGAAUUCCGGCAGGCCCAGGAGCGACUGAUGCGUGAAAUGAAGGCGGAAGGCGGAGAGACGCUCAAAAACGCCUGUGUCAUCUGCUUGAGCAACACCAAAUCCUGCGUCUUCCUGGAGUGCGGGCACGUUUGCUCAUGCAGCGAGUGCUACCGGGCCCUCCCCGAGCCCAAAUGGUGCCCGAUCUGCCGGCAGGCCAUCUCCCGGGUGGUUCCCUUGUACAACAGUUAAAUUCCCGUGGCCGGGGGGAAGCUUUUGGCGUUAAAGCUGCCUCUCGCAGAGGGGUUUUCUUGCCUCGCUGCUUGGGCGCGUGAUUUUGGGGAAGGGGAGGGAGUUUGAGCGAGUGGGGUGCUUCAACUGGGGUGCAGAGCCAGGUCUUAAAAGGCUGAUCCGGGCUGACAUCGUGCUCCGGAGGUUUUUGGGGGGAAACAAGGAGUUCUCGCAAAGGGCGUGGUGCUCAGCUGGGAGAUGUAGCAUCAGGCUCUUCCAUUAAGAGUUGGACUCGGCGUUUGUGUUGUGGUUUACCGAAAUAACUGGCUUAUAAAAAUGUUGUAGGGGAGAAAAAAAAAAGAUGUAUUAUGGCUUCUCAGAGGCUGCAGAAUUUGGGCAACGCUGCCACCUGGCUCCGGGGAUGGAGGGAGCAGCGUGGGCUUUCAGAGAGCUCGUGUGGGGCUGCGUGUGAACACGAGCAAUUUAGUGAUCGUCUGCAAAGUCGGUGUGUGACCGUAUCGCGCCAGGACGGGGAGGGGAAAACGCUGUGGCUGAUUUCUGCACUUGGCUUGAGCCGGGAUGGAAAAUGGGAUGUAAAGUAAUAAAAGAGGAUGAAAAGCA
Molecule: messenger RNA, 1699 nt
Organism: Grus americana (Whooping crane)
Lineage: Eukaryota; Metazoa; Chordata; Aves; Gruiformes; Gruidae
Gene: MUL1
Product: mitochondrial E3 ubiquitin protein ligase 1
Exons: 4
Coding region: 41-1099 (352 amino acids)
Biological process (GO): organelle organization; protein ubiquitination
Cellular component (GO): mitochondrion
Molecular function (GO): ubiquitin-protein transferase activity
Source: RefSeq, a predicted model, not a curated record